Molecule: messenger RNA, 3709 nt
Organism: Nycticebus coucang (slow loris)
Lineage: Eukaryota; Metazoa; Chordata; Mammalia; Primates; Lorisidae
Gene: SLC26A4
Product: solute carrier family 26 member 4
Exons: 21
Coding region: 195-2588 (797 amino acids)
Biological process (GO): transmembrane transport
Cellular component (GO): membrane
Molecular function (GO): sulfate transmembrane transporter activity; chloride transmembrane transporter activity; oxalate transmembrane transporter activity
Source: RefSeq, a predicted model, not a curated record
UUCUGUAUUUACUUCAGAGCACUGAUAAAUGGGUAGGAAUGUUCUGGUUUACCAAACCCUUCCUUCCACCCUUCAUCUUAAAGGUGCAUUAGUCAGUUUUAUCAAAAUUUAUUCCAACUGAAGACAAAACAUUGGUGAGUUCAGGUAGAUCCAACUUACACGCUCCCUCUUCCAGUUAGCUUACUCCAUCUCAGAUGGUCCAGAUGAACGAGAAGAAAGAAAGAUCUGACCAGUCUGUUCAGGUCAUGGCAGCGCGGGGCGGCGGGUCGCAGCCGCCGCAGCUCCCCGAGUACAGCUACAGCUACGUGGUGUCGCGGCCGGUCUACAGCGAACUCGCCUUCCAGCAAAAGCACGAGCGGCGCCUGCAGGAGCGCAAGACUCUGCGGGAGAGCCUGACCCAAAGCUGCAGUUGUUCAAGAAAGAGAGCCUUUGGUGUGCUAAAGUCUCUCAUACCUAUCUUGGAGUGGCUCCCCAAAUACCGAAUCAAGGAAUGGUUGCUAAGUGACAUCAUUUCGGGAGUUAGUACUGGACUAGUGGGUACAUUGCAAGGGAUGGCGUACGCUUUACUCGCUGCAGUUCCUAUUGGAUAUGGUCUCUACUCUGCCUUUUUCCCUAUCCUGACAUACUUCAUCUUUGGAACAUCAAGACAUAUCUCAGUUGGACCUUUUCCAGUGGUCAGUUUAAUGGUGGGAUCUGUUGUUCUGAGCAUGGCCCCCGAUGAAAACUUUCUUGUGUCCAGCGUUAAUGGAACUGCAGCCAAUACCACCCUGAUAGACUCUGCAGCUAGAGAUGCAGCAAGAGUGCUGAUUGCGAGCACUCUUACACUUUUGGUUGGAAUCAUACAGUUGAUAUUUGGAGGUUUGCAGAUUGGAUUCAUAGUGAGGUACUUGGCAGAUCCUUUGGUUGGUGGAUUCACAACAGCUGCUGCCUUCCAAGUGCUGGUCUCACAGCUGAAGAUUGUCCUCAACGUUUCAACCAAAAAUUACAAUGGGGUUCUAUCCAUUAUCUACACUCUGGUUGAGAUUUUUCAAAAUAUUGGUCAUACCAAUCUUGCUGAUUUCAUUGCCGGAUUACUCACCAUUGUCAUCUGUAUGGCAGUUAAGGAAUUAAAUGAUCGAUUUAAACACAAAAUCCCCGUCCCUAUUCCUAUAGAAGUAAUUGUGACAAUAAUUGCUACUGCCAUUUCAUAUGGAGCUGACUUGGAAAACAAUUACAAUGCUGGCAUUGUUAAAUCCAUCCCAAGGGGGUUUUUGCCUCCCGCACUCCCGUCUGUAAGCCUGUUCUCUGAGAUGCUGGCCGCAUCAUUUUCCAUUGCUGUGGUGGCUUACGCUAUUGCAGUGUCAGUAGGAAAAGUAUACGCCACCAAAUAUGAUUACACCAUCGAUGGGAACCAGGAAUUCAUUGCCUUCGGGAUCAGCAACAUCUUCUCGGGAUUCUUCUCUUGCUUUGUGGCCACCACUGCCCUGUCCCGCACUGCUGUCCAGGAGAGCACGGGGGGAAAGACACAGAUUGCAGGCAUUAUCUCGGCUGUGAUUGUCAUGAUUGCCAUUGUUGCCCUGGGGAAGCUUCUGGAACCCUUGCAAAAGUCAGUCCUGGCAGCUGUUGUAAUCGCCAACCUGAAAGGGAUGUUUAUGCAGGUGUGUGACGUUCCCCGGCUGUGGAGGCAGAAUAAGACUGAUGCUGUUAUCUGGGUGUUUACGUGUGUGGUGUCCAUCAUUCUGGGGCUGGACCUUGGUUUACUAGCUGGCCUUAUAUUUGGACUAUUGACUGUGGUCCUGAGAGUUCAGUUUCCUUCAUGGAAUGGCCUAGGAAGCAUCCCUAGCACAGAUAUCUACAAAAGUACCAAGAAUUACAAAAACAUUGAAGAACCAGAAGGAGUGAAGAUUCUUAGAUUUUCUAGUCCUAUUUUUUACGGCAAUGUUGAUGGUUUUAAAAAAUCCAUCAAGUCCACAGUUGGAUUUGAUGCCAUUAGAGUAUAUAAUAAGAGGUUGAAAGCACUGAGGAAAAUACAGAAACUUAUAAAAAACGGACAAUUACGGGCAACAAAGAAUGGCAUCAUAAGUGAUGCUGGUUCGUCCAAUAAUGCUUUUGAGCCUGAUGAAGAUAUUGAAGAUCCGGAAGAACUUGAUAUUCCAACCAAGGAAAUAGAGAUUCAAGUGGAUUGGAACUCUGAGCUUCCAGUCAAAGUGAAUGUUCCCAAAGUGCCAAUCCAUAGCCUCGUGCUUGAUUGUGGAGCUAUAUCUUUCCUGGACGUUGUUGGAGUGAGGUCACUGCGAGUGAUUGUCAAAGAGUUCCAAAGAAUUGAUGUGAAUGUGUACUUUGCAUCGCUUCAAGAUCACGUGAUAGAAAAGCUGGAGCGAUGUGGGUUCUUUGACGAUCACAUUAGGAAGGACACAUUCUUUUUGACUGUCCAUGAUGCAAUACUUUAUCUACAGAAUCAGGUGAAAUCCCAAGAGGGUCAAGAUUCUAUCUUAGAAACGAUCACCCUCAUUCAAGACUGUAAAGAUCCUCUUGAACUAAUGGGAGCAGAGCUGAGGGAAGAAGAACUUGACGUCCAAGAUGAGGCUAUGCGUAGACUUGCUUCCUGAACCUGGGCGUAGGACGUCUCUCUGAGUAAGGACCCCAAGACCAGAUGGACCUGCCCCUGUCAUUCUAUGCAAACAUUUUCUGCAUUGAUUAUUUCUUCAGACUUGAAACACUCAUUCUUUUUCUAUAAGAAUUUUUAAAUAUUUGAUUUCUUUUAACCUCUUGGCCAUUGAAAGAGAAGCACUAAAAUCAUUUCUAAGCUUUAUUUAUUAAAUAAACAGUUUACCUCUAAAAUGGGCAAAAUGGUGAGGAGAAUUAUUUGGUGAGGAGAAUUCAGUCAUGUCCAGGAUUUGCUGAUGUUAUAAUAUGCCACUGAUCCCUCAUGACAGAUUGCUAACACUGUUCACCUGAGUACUGGGGUUUCUCUAUACAGCUGGACUGAGGCCUCUGUGGUCAGGUGAGUCAGGAAUGACCAACAAUAAAGAAAAAUCAGUUUUUGACAGACCUUGAUAGCCAUGAGCUGCACUGGUCGUUACUCUUGUGUAAGGUCACGUUCAGUAAAUUCAGAAAUUUAAUUAUCAAUGCAUUCAACAUCCAAAGCCUUCAAAAAUCACUUUUGGUAAAUAAUUCAAGGUUUUUGUUUUUUGUAGAGACAGAAUCUCACUUUAUCGCCCUCGGUAGAGUGCUAUGGUGUCACAGCUCACAGCAACUUCCAGCUCUUGGGCUUAGGCUAUUCUCUUGCCUCAGCCUCCCAAGUAGUUGGGACUACAGGUGCCCGCCACAAUUGUUGCAGUUUGGUCAGGGCUGGGUUUGAACCCGCCACCCUCAGUAUAUGGGGCCGGCACCUUACCAACUGAGCCAUAGGCACCACCCAUAAUUCAAGUUUUUAAAAUAUAAGUUUGAUUGGCUGGGCACAGUGGCUCAUGCCUGAAAUACUAGCACUCUGGAAGGCUGAAGCAGAUAGAUUGCUUGGGCUCAGCAGUUCGAAACUAGCCUGAGCAUGAGUGAGACCACAUCUCUACUGAAAAUAGAAAAACUGAGGCAAGAGGAUCGCUUGAGCCCAAGUGUUUGAGGGUUUGAGGUUGCUGUGAGCUAGGAUGAAGGCAUGGCACUCUAUCCAGGGUGACAAAUGAGAAAAUGAGACUCUGCCUCAAAAAAAAAAAGCAAGUUUGAUUAGUACUUU